Molecule: messenger RNA, 669 nt
Organism: Rhodamnia argentea
Lineage: Eukaryota; Viridiplantae; Streptophyta; Magnoliopsida; Myrtales; Myrtaceae
Product: RING-H2 finger protein ATL51-like
Exons: 1
Coding region: 1-669 (222 amino acids)
Biological process (GO): protein ubiquitination
Molecular function (GO): transferase activity
Source: RefSeq, a predicted model, not a curated record
AUGACUUCAGGUUCUGGUCCGAUCUCACCCGUGGCGACCCCUGAUGGCGGCGACACUCGUCAUUGGAAUCCGCUGGUGAUCUCCUUGUUCGCGUUCGUAUGUACCGUCUUCCUCCUCUUCAGCUCCUACUCUAUCUUGAAACGGUUUCUCCGCGCCUUUCGUCUCACCACCUUCUCGAGAAACAGGGCCCUGAGGCCACAGCUCCUGAACGACGCCAACCCGGACAACCCGUCCCUCCAGUUCCACAGCCACGGUUUGGACUCCUUCACCAUGCGCAACCUGCCAACCACACAGCUCCGCAAGAAGGAAGCUGAGGCGAUGAAGCCGAGCAUCAGCACUGAGUGCGCGGUUUGCUUGACAGAGUUCGAAGAAGGGGACUGGUUGAAGCAUUUGCCGUACUGCGCUCACUCAUUCCAUGUCGCUUGCAUCGACACUUGGUUUCAGCUCCACUCGAAUUGCCCGCUGUGCAGGGCUCAAGUGGCGUGCCAUUUGAACGUCCAGAUUGGGAGCGUCGUGUCCGCGCGGAGUCUGAUGGGGACGCUCGAGAGAGAAGACUUCGUCAACGAGAGGACAAGCCAAAGCCAUCACCAGAGCUUGAGGUCUCAAAUCCUAGAGAACUCAGCAAUGGCGAGGGACGAACUUGUGAACCCAACUCCUGAAAACGAAUAG